Leptosia nina is the source of this 1899-nucleotide messenger RNA. NCBI's taxonomy places the organism in Eukaryota, Metazoa, Arthropoda, Insecta, Lepidoptera, Pieridae. The record is from the annotation of a GenBank genome assembly.
AUGAAUUAUGAAGCAGAGAGAGCCAUGAACCAGAAAAGGUUACGGAUGGAGGGUGAACCUGGACACGGCGUUGUCCAGGGUAAUGGAUUGCCUCUUAACUAUUUGGAUAAUGGUCACCAAAUCCCAUAUCAACCGUAUGCCGGUGCAUAUAAUACUCACUACCCGCCACCGGAUGCUUUUGCUGCCUAUGGACCACCUCCCCCAGGGGGUUAUGCGCCCCAAAACCUGUCAUAUGCUCCACCAGCACAUCAAAAUUAUGCCCAUCAUCAGAGCUUUCCUCAACAACAAGCCCAGCUACAUAUGGCACAAUCGCAUAUGGGUAUGUUGUUCAAACCCCCAGUACAAGGCUAUGCCCCGGAUGUGGGCAUCCAUAAAUCAGCUUGGCCUCCGCAGCCGCACUUGUUACCACCUCUUGAUGCUCAAAAACCCAUUGAUAUCAAACAAUUAAAGCCAGAAAUAAAGUUGGAGCCAUCAGAUUCCCAAAAGAGACCGCACCCUGAAGCUGAACUGAUUCAAUCUGGUGAUUUAGAGCAGCCAAAAAUAAAAAUCAAAACAGAUAUCUUCAAACCAGAUGAUAUGAGGGUUGAUGAUAAGCCGAGAGAUGUCAAUUCAAUAAAACCUCAGGAUGUUUCGAAGCCACCAGAUCAACUGGCAAAAGAUGAUUGCCAACCUGGUCCUGAAGGCGAUAAACCUCCAGAAGCUGCUAGCAUUAUACCCGGUGAGCCAAGACCAAUUGAAGCUGCUGGAACACCAACAAAGAAACUGGAUGAGGAGAGGAAACCGUUCAGCAGUCCAGAAUUGGGCAGACCAGGGGGAACACCGGGGAAGAGUACUCCAGGUUUAGAGCCGAAGAAACGCGGUCGCCCUAAAGGUUCGACGAACAAACCGAAACCCCCUGGUACGCCUAGUAAAGUCUCCCCAGGGGCCGCGACAGCUUUGCCAGCCGUUCGACCCCCGCCAGGGCCAGGGGGGCCAAGGGGCACAACUCCAGUGGGACGACCGAGGGCCAUGCCUUACCAGUACAGUGUUAGGCCCUUCAGGAAGGAUUUUUCGGGGAUUCAGUUCAGGAGGCGAUGGAGUGACGACUGUCUUGAUUCAUCGCACAUCCCGAAUGAAGUGUACUUCGGUGAUGUUCCUGUGCCGCUGUCAGUUCUGUACAACUACUACGACGCAAAUGCUGAGCGCGAGCGGCUCGCCAGUCAAGCUGCACAUAUCGCCGCGCAGAAGGCAGCAGCAGCCAAGCUCGCUGCAGCAAAACUUCGCGGGGUUGUAUCUAAUGAAGUAACAACAGUCGAUUCUUCAUCAGAUGACGAGUCAUCUGGCUCAUCUGGAAGUGGUUCAGAGGACAGUGAUGAAGAUCAACCCCUAAAGCGCGGGCCUGGUCGGCCGAAGGGGUCGCGAAACUCGACGCCGAAGACGCCGGGAACCCCUGGCACGCCUGGGUCAGGAAGACGCGGGAGACCUCCCGUACCACCAGAAUUGCGUCAACCGGGUAUCACCGACAUGAAGAAGUUCUGCAAGGCGGCCGGUAUCCGGUUCGACUACAAAAAGCUUGUUGAAGGUUGCACAAAGAACAAAGAGCGAGUUGGUAAAAUGCUAGAGCUGUUAAUAGCAGCUGGACUCGACGGUAAACCCACUAUGGAGAAAUGCAAGGCGAUAAAGCAAGCCAAAAUGGACAAGAAAGAACAAGAAAAGCAGGCCAAGAGGGAGGCGAAAGCGAAGUGUAAAGACGAAGAAGGCACAGAAGGUGUAGCGAGAAGGAUGACCCGGGGCGCUACUGGCGUAAAACCAAGACAACGCAUCGUGAUAUCCUCCGACGAAGAGGAUGGGACCCCGGCUGCGAGGAGAACUGUCUCCAAGUUGCGCUCUAGUGUUAACGACGAGUCCGACUCGCAGUAA